AAGAGCAAAGCCGAAACACGUGUUUCCGGUUACAAGUGUCCGUGUGGUCGGUGUUUCUUCUCAGAAACAACACAAACAUGCCGAAGGCAAAGCAGUCGAAUCGAAGGAAGAAGUUUGACUACGGCAAGGACCGGAAGAAGCUGAAGAAACAGUUCAUAAAGAAGCAAAAUCCGAGGAUUGAGAAUUCACAGAUCCGAAAUGCCUGGGAUCACGGGAAGUCUAUGGCCAAGAAUCUGCUGGAGAUGGGUCUGUCUUCUGAUCCAAACCGGACUCUGCCAGUAAAGAAACAGGGGCUCCGUGAUGACAAACUUCCUGCCCACAUCGUCACAAAACCGUACAUCGUCAAAAGGCUGGAAGCGGACGCCAACCUCCCCCAGAAAGACACCAAGACGUUAUCCUCCGACCUGAUCGAGUACGCCCAGUACAUGGUCCGAGAACACAAGGACAACUACAAGGCGAUGGCCAGAGAUGAGAAGAACUACUACCAGGACACACCCAAACAGAUCAGGAGGAAAAUAAACGAGUACAAGCGCUGCCACAAGCAGCAUUACGACGCUUUCGUCAAGUCCCUCAGCCCUCCAGAGCCGAUGGCUCAAUAGGAGGAUCGGCAGCCCACUCUGGACGGGAUAUUACGGCAAAGAAGGUGUAAAUACAGGACAUUAGGACUGUUAAAACAGUCCAACGUUUGGACCGCAGAUGAUUCAACUCUGACAAGACUGGAGUUUAAGGAGCAGCAGCAUCUGUGUCUCACUGUCUGCUGUCAAGGUCAUUUAUUUGUGAUUUCCCCAUUUUCUUUCCAUGAUCUUGCCGACAGCUGUCUUUUAAUAUUGAAUAUGAAUAUUUUUCCUUUAUCCUAUGAUAACCUUGGUGCUCAUCAGCAUACCUGCUGUUGUCCACUGCAGGGAAAGCUGCAAUACAUUUGAACAAUUUAAAGUUACAAUGCACAGAAAAUCCUGUUUGUGAACAAUUGAACCAUUUUUAUUGAGUUGAGGGUUAUAAUAUCAAGCCGUUACAGUAAGAAAACAUUUUUAUAGAUAUACCUUUAUUUAAAAAUAAAGGUUCCUUGAUGACAGAA
Messenger RNA from Cololabis saira (Pacific saury), 1075 nucleotides. It is a transcript of the gene nop16, whose product is annotated as NOP16 nucleolar protein homolog (yeast). NCBI's taxonomy places the organism in Eukaryota, Metazoa, Chordata, Actinopteri, Beloniformes, Belonidae. The transcript is spliced from 5 exons. Gene Ontology annotation, cellular component: nucleolus. The record is from RefSeq and is a predicted model, not a curated record. Gene Ontology annotation, biological process: ribosomal large subunit biogenesis. The coding region runs from base 78 to 599 and encodes 173 amino acids.